GUUUAUACAAACACUCUUUGUUUAUGUCAAGGUUGCUCCUAUGUAAUUUGGGCGGGUUCAGUUAACCAGGAUCCAAUCUCCAAGUUACCAGUCAAACUCAGCAUCACAGAAACAAUCAGAGCAACAAGUGAAGAACACAAGAGCACCCAAUUUGUGACACCAUGGAAAGCAUAGCUGCAAUUUCACCAUCAAAACACUUUCAUCUUACACAAUCAAACACCCCCACUAACCCCUUUCUUAAAUCAAUCAAAACCCAAGUCCCAACCCAAUUCAUCACGAAAUCAACAACCCCAUUUCGAAGAUUCAUCAUAAAAAGCUCCCUAAAAGCCCAAACCAACCCAAGCCCAAAACCCCCACUCGUAGUUGUGGGAUCAGCCAAUGCUGAUAUUUAUGUAGAGAUUGAUAGACUUCCAUUAGAGGGGGAGACUAUUUCAGCCCACACUGGUCAAACAUUGGCUGGUGGGAAAGGUGCUAAUCAGGCUGUUUGUAGUGCUAAGCUUGAUUAUCCUACUUUUUUUGUGGGCCAGGUUGGGGAAGAUGCUCAUGGGAAAUUGAUCAUUGGGGCACUUGAGGAUGGUGGGGUUGGUGUUGAUUAUUUGAGUGUUGUGUGUGAUGCACCUACUGGGCAUGCUGUUGUUAUGCUCCAGCCUGAUGGGCAGAACUCGAUUAUUAUUGUUGGGGGUGCCAAUAUGAGUUGUUGGCCCGAGAGGUUGGGUGACGGUGGUUUGGAGGUUGUGAGGAAUGCUGGCAUUGUUUUGCUUCAGAGGGAGAUUCCUGAUUCUGUUAAUAUUCAAGUUGCCAAGGAAGCCAAUAGGUCAGGUGUUCCAGUCAUUUUGGAUGCUGGAGGUGCAGAUGGACCAGUACCAUCAGAACUUCUGAAUUUUGUUGAUAUAUUAAGCCCAAAUGAAACCGAGCUUGCUCGUUUAACGGGGCUGCCAACUGAAAAUUUUGAACAGAUCAGCCAAGCUGUGGUUAAAUGUCACGAACUAGGAGUUAAUAAAGUUCUUGUGAAACUUGGAGCCAAAGGGUCGGCUCUAUUCAUUAAAGGUGAAGAGCCAAUUAAACAACCAAUAAUAUCAGCUUCAAAAGUCCUAGAUACAACCGGGGCUGGUGAUACUUUUACUGCUGCUUUUGCUAUAGCUCUUGUAGAAGGAAAAUCCCAAAAGGAUUGCAUGAAAUUUGCUGCUGCAGCGGCCUCUUUGUGUGUUCAAGUGAAGGGAGCUAUUCCUAGCAUGCCUGACAGGAAAUCAGUCUUGGACCUUCUUCAGUCUGUUUGAGACUUUCCUUGAACUAAAUUAUGCGAAUUUUAGCAUAUAAAUAAGAGAGGCUUGACAUAUUAGGUACGUCAGAUAAGAAUCUGCUAAACAAGGUAAUCAUUGCUGUAUAUAUCAUAUAAACAGAAUUCUUUUGCCAUUAGGUUUCUUGUUUUCAUUCGUCUUGUUCCACCAUCCUCCUCUUUGUGUUGUUGCCAACAUAGUUCUCUCAACUGUGAUGAAGGAGAAUUAUGGUUGCACAAACUACCUUCUGGAUCCGAUACUACCAGUAGCUCUCACCCAUUCAAGGGAACUGUAAGAAGCUAGCCAGAGCCAGAUUUUAUUGGCUUUUUGUAUCUCACGAGUCAGCGUUCUCCAAUCUCCAAUAAACAAAGCUUAAGACUAGGAACUGCAUGAUACUCAGAGAACUGACCAUUUAUGUUUGUGUUUGUGUAACAAUUUCAUGAUUUUCUUCAUCUCCUAAAUAGUAUAUAACAAGAUUUUACCUCUUAAGUUUUCCGGUAUUUGGAUAUAUAUCUCAUUGUAGUUUUCGGCUA
Daucus carota subsp. sativus is the source of this 1810-nucleotide messenger RNA. Its product is annotated as ribokinase. The record is from RefSeq and is a predicted model, not a curated record. NCBI's taxonomy places the organism in Eukaryota, Viridiplantae, Streptophyta, Magnoliopsida, Apiales, Apiaceae. The coding region runs from base 162 to 1277 and encodes 371 amino acids. The transcript has 5 exons. Gene Ontology annotation, biological process: D-ribose metabolic process. Gene Ontology annotation, molecular function: ribokinase activity.